This is a messenger RNA of Metarhizium robertsii ARSEF 23, 909 nucleotides long. RefSeq names its product transferase. The coding region runs from base 1 to 909 and encodes 302 amino acids. Lineage: Eukaryota; Fungi; Ascomycota; Sordariomycetes; Hypocreales; Clavicipitaceae. Gene Ontology annotation, molecular function: oxidoreductase activity, acting on paired donors, with incorporation or reduction of molecular oxygen; heme binding; iron ion binding. The transcript has 4 exons. The record is from RefSeq and is a predicted model, not a curated record.
AUGCUGUCGGAUGCCGUGCUGUACGGAUGGCUGGCCCUGCCGGCCAUACUAGCCUGGCUGGCAGCAAGCACAUACUACCGGUACUGUCGAUUAAAACACAUACCGGGCCCGCCGAGCGCCGGAUUCUCCAUCUGGUGGCUGCUGCGGUCUACUCUCGGCGGCAGGACGCACCUCGACUUGUACGAGGUGUGCCAGAAGUACGGCCCCGUCGCCAGAGUCGGGCCCAACGACGUGGUGACCAGCGACGCAAGGCUUGCCAUGCACAUGCUCGGCGCGCGCUCGCAGUACACACGGUCGUCGUGGUACAACGGGCUGCGGUUCGAGCCCAGCAAGAACAACAUCAUCUCCAUGAGGGACGACGCCCUCCACGCCGUGAUACGGUCGAAAAUGGCCGGCGGGUACUCCGGCAAGGAGGUCGACCACCUCGAGCCCAAGGUGGACAGCUCCGUGCAGAACCUGGUCCGCCUGCUCGACUCGUACGUGCGCGACGGGCGCCCGUUCGACCUCGCCCGCAAGAUACACUUCUUCGCCCUCGACGUCAUCUCGGAGCUGGCCUUUGGCGAGCCCUUUGGCGACCUGACGACCGACUCGGACGUGCACAGCCUCGUCACCGACAUCGAGACCUACCUGCCCUACCUGAUUGUGUCCACCGUCAUGUCGUGGAUGAUCCCGGUCCUCGGGCUGCCCGUCUUCCGGCCCCUCAUGCCCUCGGAGCACGACGUGCUCGGCAUCGGCCGCCUAGUAGGAAUCGCAAAGAGGGUGGCGGCGGAGCGCUACGGGCCGAGCAAAAAGACGCAGAGGGACAUGGUCGGCUCCUUUGUCGCCCGGGGACUGACGCAGGAGCAGGCGGAGAAUGAGAUUGCCGCGCAAAUGUACGUUGCACUCGCCCGUGCCGACUCGGCUUCUUGA